Molecule: messenger RNA, 515 nt
Organism: Strongylus vulgaris
Lineage: Eukaryota; Metazoa; Nematoda; Chromadorea; Rhabditida; Strongylidae
Source: the annotation of a GenBank genome assembly
AUGGAUGAGCACGACGUACAAUUGCCAAACCAGUAUGAUCAUGGACAGAUAAUCAUAGGCCGAUUAUUUCAUGGAACAAAGGAUCGAUUUGAGCAAAAAAUCAUGGAACCAUUGAAACUUCGCACAAUCAAUGAACAGCAAUCAAUAUCCAGUUCAUCACUACCGGAUACUCCACAAUAUACUCCGCCAAGCAAAGGUGGAUCAAUCACCGAUGAGGAUCGAUUUGAGCAAAAAAUCAUGGAACCGUUGAAACUUCGCACAAUCAAUGAACAACAAUCAAUAUCCAGUUCAUCGCUACCGGAUACUCCACAAUAUACUCCGCCAAGCAAAGGUGGAUCAAUCACCGAUGAAGAUCGAACACUACCAACUGCCGCUUACAAUUUUAAAGUGGAAAGCGGAAAAGAAAAUCAUAAGGUGAGGAAUAUUAAAAUGACAAUAAGUAGGUUUUUUAGUGGUACGUAUAAGAGGCAAAUACAAAGAAUGCUCCCAGUAAAUAACCGCAAAAUAUUGUAAUU